Molecule: messenger RNA, 6259 nt
Organism: Xiphophorus hellerii (green swordtail)
Lineage: Eukaryota; Metazoa; Chordata; Actinopteri; Cyprinodontiformes; Poeciliidae
Gene: dnm3b
Product: dynamin 3b
Exons: 21
Coding region: 728-3235 (835 amino acids)
Biological process (GO): receptor internalization; synaptic vesicle budding from presynaptic endocytic zone membrane
Cellular component (GO): plasma membrane; synapse; microtubule
Molecular function (GO): microtubule binding; GTPase activity; GTP binding
Source: RefSeq, a predicted model, not a curated record
GCAGCCGUGCCGCAUGACUCACGACGGGGGCAGGAGCGGCGAAGGGGAUGUAAACAGGAGGCCGGCUGCGCGAGGCCUAACCUGUACCCGCUCGACCAAUGGGAAGCCGCGCUCCGCCGCAUCGCUCGCCGAUCCCUCUUCUCUCAUUGGUCCUCCGUCGCGUCGGUUGCAGUUUCGCAGUCACACCGCAGAGAAGCGGUGAGAGAGAGACGAAGGAGGUAGACAUAGAGAGAGGGAGAUGGAGAAAAAUAAUAUGAUUAAUCUGUCAAAGGCGAAUUUCUGCUCGCGCUGACGUUCGACUUCAGGCGCGCGGUUUACUUUGUGGACUGUGAGCCGACGGUGUAGUGGCAGUGGGAGCGCGUGGCGCUUGUGUAACCUCGCGGAGUGUCGACGCUCGUCUUCCGCCGCCUGGUCGUUUCAGCACCGGACAGCGACACACCGGCGAGCCGAGACGCGUAGAACCAGGAAGGGGGGAACCCUGAGGUUGAGCGAGCCUCCCCCUUCCGCCACCCCCACCAACGAACGACACAACAACACAGCCCGUCCGACCCUCGCUUGGCUCGAGGGUUGGGGGGGGGCGACAAUGCGCGGCUAGAUGACUCCGCCACAACAAGCGCCACGGUAGUCCUGGACUAAUAAUACAGCAGCGCCACGUCCCCUCCUCCUCCCCCCUCACCUCCCUUCUGUCUCCAUUCGCUGAUUCCAAGUCCUCCUGACUAAAGGCACCAUGGGAAAUCGUGGCAUGGAGGAUCUGAUCCCGCUGGUCAACCGGUUGCAGGAUGCCUUCAGCUCCAUCGGCCAGGCCUGCAACCUGGACCUGCCGCAGAUCGCGGUGGUCGGCGGGCAGAGCGCAGGCAAGAGCUCCGUGCUGGAGAACUUCGUCGGCAGGGACUUUCUGCCCCGUGGUUCUGGUAUCGUCACCCGCAGGCCUCUGGUUUUGCAGCUCAUCAGUGCAACCGCUGAAUGGGCUGAAUUCCUCCACUGCAAGGGGAAAAAGUUCACCGACUUCGACGAGGUGCGCCAAGAGAUUGAGGGCGAGACCGAUCGGGUCACGGGGGCCAACAAAGGCAUAUCUCCUGUCCCCAUCAACCUGCGGGUUUACUCCCCUCACGUGCUGAAUCUGACCCUCAUCGACCUGCCGGGAAUCACCAAGGUGCCAGUUGGAGACCAGCCUGCGGACAUCGAGCAGCAGAUCAGGGACAUGAUCAUGCAGUUCAUCAGCAGAGAGAGCUGCCUGAUCCUGGCCGUCACCCCGGCAAACACCGACCUGGCCAACUCUGACGCCCUCAAACUGGCGAAGGACGUCGACCCCCAGGGCUUAAGGACCAUUGGAGUGAUCACCAAACUGGAUCUGAUGGAUGAGGGAACAGAUGCCCGAGACGUUCUGGAGAACAAACUGCUGCCGCUACGAAGAGGGUACAUUGGCGUGGUGAACCGCAGUCAGAAGGACAUUGAUGGCAAGAAGGACAUUAAGGCGGCUUUGGAGGCUGAGAGGAAGUUCUUCCUGUCCCAUCCGAGUUACAGGCACAUAGCCGACAAAAUGGGCACCCCUCGCCUGCAGCAAGUGCUCAACCAGCAACUGACCAACCACAUUCGGGACACCCUGCCAGCUUUCCGCAGCAAGCUGCAGACCCAGCUGUUGGCUCUAGACAAGGAGGCGGAGGAAUACCGGGGAUACCGGCCCGAUGACCCGUCUCGCAAAACCAAGCAGCUGUUGCAGAUGGUGCAACAGUUCUCUGUUGAUUUUGAGAAGAGGAUUGAAGGCUCGGGGGAUCAGGUGGACACGGUGGAGCUGUCUGGUGGAGCGAAAAUCAAUCGCAUCUUUCAUGAGCGCUUCCCUUUUGAACUCGUCAAGAUGGAAUGUGAUGACAAGGAGAUGCGGCGUGAGAUCAGCUACGCCAUCAAGAACAUUCAUGGUAUCAGAACUGGGCUUUUCACCCCUGAUAUGGCGUUUGAGGCUAUAGUGAAGAAGCAGAUUGUGAAGCUGAAGGAGCCAUGCAUCAAAUGUGUGGACAUGGUCAUCCAAGAGCUGAUCAACACCGUGCGCCAGUGCUCCAACAAGCUGGAAUGCUUCCCGACGCUCCGCGAGGAAACCGAGAGGAUCGUCACCUCUCACAUCCGGGACAGGGAGAGUCGCUCCAAGGACCAGGUUCUGCUGCUGAUUGAUCUGCAGCUCUCUUACAUAAACACCAAUCAUGAGGAUUUUAUUGGCUUUGCUAGCGCUCAGCAGAGGAGCAGUCAGACUAACAAGAGCCAGAGUUCAGCAGGAAAUCAGGUCAUCCGUAAAGGCUGGCUGACCAUCAACAACAUCAGCAUCAUUAAGGGAGGAGCCAAGGAGUACUGGUUUGUGCUCACUGCCGAGAGUCUCUCUUGGUUCAAGGACGAUGAGGAGAAGGAGAAGAAGUACAUGCUCCCCCUGGACAACCUGAAGGUCCGCGAUGUGGAGAAAAGUUUCAUGUCCAGCAAACACAUAUUCUCCAUCUUCAACACAGAGUCCAGGAACGUCUACAAGGACAAUCGCACUCUGGAGUUGGCCUGUGACUCCCAGGAUGACGUGGACAGCUGGAAGUCAUCCCUCCUCCGUGCCGGGGUCUACCCUGACAAGACCACCACGGUUGAGAGCGAGACGACCACCACCACCACCGACAACUUCUCCAUGGACCCUCAGCUGGAGCGCAAAGUGGAAACCAUCCGCAACCUGGUGGAUUCCUACAUGGCUAUUGUCAGCAAGUGCAUCCGGGAUCUCAUCCCAAAGACCAUCAUGCAUCUGAUGAUCAACAAUGUGAAGGACUUCAUCAAUGCGGAGCUGCUGGCGUGCCUGUACUCUGCAGGUGACCAGAAUGCCCUGAUGGAUGAGUCCCAGGAGCAGGCCCAGAGGAGGGACGAGGUGCUGAGGACCCACCAGGCCCUGAAGGAGGCCCUGGCCAUCAUAGGUGACAUCUCUACAUCCACCAUCACAACCCCCAUGCCUCCGCCUGUUGACAACUCCUGGGUGGGAGGAUCCACCGGCGGUCGCAGGUCUCCUCCUCCGAGUCCCACGGCCCCCAGAAGGAUGUCUUCGGGCCAGCGGCCGGCGCCCAGAGGGGCCCCACUGCCACCAAACCGUCCAGGACCUUUGGGACCCUUCAACAACAGUGCUGAUAGCCCCCAGGCACCCAGCCGCCCCAACAGGGCCCCCCCUAGCAUCCCCAGCCGGCGACCACCGCCGUCUCCUACAAGACAAGCCCCGCCAUAAUCACCCUACCGGCGUGAUUUCCCCUCGUCCGCGCCCCUUCUGUCUCCCACCCCUCUCUCUUAGCCAUGGCUCUGCUGUCCUCGUCUCUCCUUAGCGAAGACGCCCGCCGAAAUCUUUGACCCCUUCAACCUCAGUUUCCCGCCAGGUGAAGACGUCCAUGUAUUUAUGUACAGUACAGUACUCGUCUUGUGGUGUAUGUGUAUAUGCACUUGUUGCUCGCCUGUGAUCCAGGUUCGCUUAGCAGGUCCACUACCCUGAAACCCCCGCCCUCCCUUUUCCUCUCCUCCCUACAACCCAUGCGGUUCAACCAGCACCCCCAGUCGCUGCUUCUACAUAAAAAAAAACAACAACAAAAAAACAAAACAAAUAAAAAAUAGGCUCAGCAAUCAUACUGCCCUACUCAUUCCAAAACGCAGCAUGCCACAUAAGCUGCUUUUAUUGCAUGGGAGUGUAUGCGUGCGUGGGCGUGUGUGUGUGUGUUUUCGGGAGAGGGAUUAAUUUGCCUAUAUGUAGGCUGAGUUUGAUUUAGUAUUGUAUUAAUUUAUUGUAUAAUGCCCCGCCCCCUCUCCCCCACCGAGUGUUGAUGUUCUCUUAGGAACAGAAGUUGUAUCUUAGUAUAAGUGCGUAUAAGCUUGAUUUUUUUUUUGUUUGUUUCUUUCUGUGUGAAUAAUACAUUGUACAUGUGAGUGGGCGUGUGUGUGCGUGUGUGAGGACACGUGUGCAUGUGCCGUCUCUGCACGUUUGUUGGCGUUUCAGUUCUGUUUGUUUUCACUGUCAAAGCUGUUAAUGAUGAAUCAUAUAUAUAUAUAUAAAAAAAAAAAACAACCCUGCGGGGGGAACAUUCAGUGUUUGACUUUUGUGAGUUGUUCCUGUGUUGUAGUAGCAGCCAUACAUGCAUAGCAGGGCUGAGGAGCACCUUUGAUAUUCUCUAUAUGGACACACAGCCUCGACAACACGUUUAACCUCGUCAUAGGUGUCCACCUGUGCUGUAUCCAUGGUCAGAUUGUGACCCCCGAACCGAAGGGCCUCAAGCUCCCAUUCAGAUGCUGACUGGAAGUGAAGCUUUGGUUAAAACUAACAAUUAAGCAAAAGCAAAAAUACAACGGCAGAACAACUUAUUCGACACGAGACACUCCAUUCAGCUACACUCUUAAAAUUGCUGGGUUCAGAUUGACCCAAUUUAGGUUGUUAACCGAGUCCUGCAUCAACGAGUUGAUUCAACGCCACAACGGUUGGUUAUGGGUUUGUACCAGCAUAUGUUAAAAGUAGUGCUGUCAAUCGAUUUAAAAAAUGGAAUUACAUUAAUUGUACUCUAGCGCUUUGGUUAAUCACGUGUGAAAUGUAAAAAUGCACGUCAUCAUAAAAAUGUUAGAGAAAAUCUAUUAUUGUCUGAAACCAAAACGUUUCAGUUUUCCAGGUUUUUAUGUUCUGGAUUUUGUUUCAAACUUGAUUUAAAACGUUAGUUAUGAACUAGUUGUGCUUCGGUGGAAGGAUAGCAGAUCAUUGCAAUAAGUACAUACUACCUUAGUUUAAUAGAAAACUCCAUUGCGCUGUUUUCACCUUUUAACUCGCAGUUGCGACUCUUUGCUGACCGCAGUCCAAGACCAUGCUGCUGUCUACUAGGUAAGUCUCCACAGAAGAGAGGCUUUUAGGUCUAAAUAGGUAAUGUAAAUAAUCUGCAUUGUGAAAUACUAGUAAUUUCUGUAAAUUAAUAAAGAUAAAGAAUAAAUCGCUCCAACACCUGGAUUACUAAACAAGUAGUAUUAUUAAAAUUAAUAAAAAAAAAUUUUUUUUUCAUUUUUACUUUAAAUUCUGACUGAUUAUAAAUUCCGAAGUGAAUUAUUAUUUAAUAAAACUAUUUACUGUAUGGUUAAAUGUUAAUGACAAGCACUUUAACUUGAGCAAAACUCAUCCCCAGCAUAAAAAACUUUAGGUCUUUAUAAUGAAAAUCAUUUUUGGUUUCAUUAGUGCAUCUGUGGUUUAUUUCCUUAUUAAAUAAAUACAACUUAAACUAAUAAUAUUGAAAUAUAAUUGCAAGAAUAGGUGAAGUAGAAAUAAAUACAGCUUUUUAGCCCGUCUAUAUUGGCUUUAUUGUUAAAAAUAGCUAACAGUAGAUGGUGCUAACUUCUUAGCAGCUAAAAAGUUAAGGGAGCUUGUUUUUUAACUCGACAGAGUGACAAUAUUAUAAUGCAGCAUAACAUUACCAUUUAUUUUAUCGUUAAAUAUGGUCAGACUGCUGUUGAGUUCAAAAUGGCUGUCUGUGAAGAGUGAUGAGGCUCCUGCUAGCUUAACCCAACAAACUUGGUCUCAAUGCUAGGCCCAGUGUUUGGUUAAAACUACCCAAUUUCUAUGUCUUAACAGCACAAACACAACAUUUCUGCUUAAGAAAUUUCCCGGCUAUUUUCAGAGUGGAUCUAUAGAGGAGGAUUAGUCUAUUCCGAAUGUCAUUGGGUUCUCUCCGGUCAGCCUUUUUCUCAGGUCUGACCCAAACAUUUAUGCCCAUCACGAACUUCCGCUCCAGUUUUAGCCCACUCGUCGUUUCCGCUCAAAACCCAGACGCUGCUCCGUCAGCAUUUGUAUCAGAGCUUAAGGUCGUAUCGUCAGUGUUCAAGUGCUUCUCUGUCACUUUGUUAUUGUGUAUGUAAGCCUAAGCUGUAUUCUGAUGUAUAUAGGUAAUGAUAAGGACAUAGUGUACCAGUGGACUCUACAGACCUCGUCAAGAAUCCUAGCGCUUUAAUCGUUCUCUUUGUCUGUAUUCACUAUAUUCUCUCCUCUCUCUAAUUUAGACUGCCUUAAUGGCAGUCUAAAUAAAGGAUUAUAAUUCUUUAUUGCCAAAGUUAAACACAGAAGGAGAAUUAUGAAGUGAAAAAAAAAUAGAAAAGAAAUGAAGCUAAAAGGUUCCAGUUGAUGUGAAAUUGGCUAAAAUUGUUUAGCAGAGAAAGUAUUGUUCAAUUUGGAAAUGCACAAGUUGUUAAUUUUCUGUGUCUGUAUCGCUCCUCAAUAAACUUCUUCCUCAUAAUGUCA